AUGGAGGUCACGGAAGAAAGCACCAUAGAGACUUCACAUUUGACCCAAGGCACUUCAAUCAUGUUGACUAGUAACACUGGUACAAAUAAAGUUUUUGUCUCAAGAGAGGGCAAGAGGAAGAAGAGAUCGCACUUGCCAGCUGAGGCUGUGAACAUCCUCCGCAACUGGCUGUUUGAGCACGGGUUUAAGGCUUAUCCUUCAGGAGUAGAGAAGCAAAUGCUAUCAGAGCAGACCCAUUUGUCUUUCAUGCAGUUCUCCAACUGGUUCAUCAAUGCCCGCAGAUGCGUUCUUCCAGAAAUGCUGCAGCAGAAUGGAGACGACCCCAACCGGAUCACUAUCUACCAUCGAAAAAGCAAGGCUGCAGAUGUGGUACACGGGGAAAGCACCAAUCCAACUAUCAAGACCAAGUCAGGGCCCAGAGAGCCAGAAAACAUGCAAAGGUUGCCCCUGAGCCCCCUGCCAAUGGCCCAGGAGUCAGGGGGAAAGCUGCUGGAUCCAGAGUUAGCCCCAGGCCAGAAGCUCACCCCGAAAGCCCAGCCAGAGGAAAAGGUUGAGAUUUUUUCCAGUAGGCUCUUGUUUAUCUCUACUCCUGAAGCCGUGUCAACAGAGGAAUACAAGGAUUUUAGCGGCUUCCAGUUGCUGGUCGAUGCAGCUGUACAAAAGGCUGCAGAACUGGAACUAUGGAAGAAGCAUGAGCCCAAUCUAUGA
Molecule: messenger RNA, 708 nt
Organism: Pteropus alecto (black flying fox)
Lineage: Eukaryota; Metazoa; Chordata; Mammalia; Chiroptera; Pteropodidae
Product: homeobox protein TGIF2LX
Exons: 1
Coding region: 1-708 (235 amino acids)
Biological process (GO): regulation of transcription by RNA polymerase II
Molecular function (GO): RNA polymerase II cis-regulatory region sequence-specific DNA binding; DNA-binding transcription factor activity, RNA polymerase II-specific
Source: RefSeq, a predicted model, not a curated record